AUGCAGGCUAAUGUAGAAGUUUCACCAAAUUGUCCCAGGUGUGGUUCUUCCAAUACCAAGUUCUGUUACUACAAUAAUUAUAGUUCAAGUCAACCACGGUACUUUUGCAAAGGCUGCAGAAGGUACUGGACCAAAGGAGGAUCCCUCCGCAACGUGCCUGUUGGUGGUGGCUGCCGCAAAAGUAGAAGGGCUAAACAUAUCAAGACCUUAAGACAAGCCAAUAACACAGUUGGGCAUUCUCAUGAUCUGAGAAGGGUGUCAUCUUCAGUUGUAUCUGAUGCUCCAAAUAUUGAUCUUGCGCAGGUUUAUGCAAGUUUUGUCAAUCAGAAGCCAGAUUCAAGAGAUGCCAUUGAGAAGCCUGAUGAAACAGUUUUAUAUCCUUCUUCUGAGUAUUCAAGAUUUUUGAACAAUGAUUUUAACCACAGUGCUUUGCCUGAUGAACUUGGUCUUGCUGAGUGUUUGCAUUUUGAUGGACAAUCCACAGAAUCCCAUUUCAGUGAGAGUAAUAUUCAAAUGUAUUUUUGCGGGUUCAACUCUAUGCAGAAGCAUAUUCAUGAUACAACCAAUUUUGAGUUGCCACCCUUGCCUGGUGAGGAGGCUGCAACCUCGCAUGAUGAUAUGUUGUGGUCCAAUUCUGUGAUGAUGGUAGAUCAUGCCUUUCAAGCAACUCAAUCGCCCCUUUUUGAACCUGAAGCUCACGAUGCAGACUUCUUAAUGAGCAGUUAUUGGAAUUGCCACUUCGAUUUGCCAAAGGAUGCUUCUUUUCCCAUUCCUUGA
Abrus precatorius (Indian licorice) is the source of this 777-nucleotide messenger RNA. Its product is annotated as dof zinc finger protein DOF3.5-like. The record is from RefSeq and is a predicted model, not a curated record. The transcript has a single exon. Gene Ontology annotation, molecular function: DNA binding; DNA-binding transcription factor activity. Lineage: Eukaryota; Viridiplantae; Streptophyta; Magnoliopsida; Fabales; Fabaceae. Gene Ontology annotation, biological process: regulation of DNA-templated transcription. The coding region runs from base 1 to 777 and encodes 258 amino acids.